AGUAGGGAUUUAAACCAGAGGGAAGGUAUACUCCUUUCUGAUUAUGCGUGCCACUCAAAUUUCAAGCUCAAUAAUGGAUAUCCUUGUUUUACACAUCUUCAAAACUUUGAAUUUAAAUGAGCUAAUUAUUUAAGAAACAACGAAAGAAUGAAGGAUCAAGGCAGCUUUGGCAACUUACAGAUAUAACAAUCAGGACAGAUCUUGGUGAAAAAAGGUAUGUUUAGAAUAGAACAUGUGUUAGUAAUAAUAUUAUUAAUGCCUCUCCUUUAAUA
Messenger RNA from Moneuplotes crassus, 272 nucleotides. The record is from the annotation of a GenBank genome assembly. NCBI's taxonomy places the organism in Eukaryota, Ciliophora, Spirotrichea, Euplotida, Euplotidae.